Messenger RNA from Ostrea edulis (European flat oyster), 1221 nucleotides. RefSeq names its product hybrid signal transduction histidine kinase M-like. The record is from RefSeq and is a predicted model, not a curated record. NCBI's taxonomy places the organism in Eukaryota, Metazoa, Mollusca, Bivalvia, Ostreida, Ostreidae. Bases 276 to 656 code for a protein of 126 amino acids. The transcript has 2 exons.
UGACAAAACCCUAAGAUGCUGAUGGAAAAGAGUAUGCAUACAUAUAUAAGGAUCUGCAGAUUAUUGAAAAGAUUUUCACUUAUUUGUUGUAGAAAAAACUACUACUGCCACACCAAUCACUCUGACAACUCUGACACAGCCAAUGACGUCAUCUCAACAUGUAACGAGUCCUCCAUUUCAUUCCAUUUCCUGUUUCAUAUGUGAAGAUUAUCUAACUUUUCGAUGUCAAUCUUUUGCGACCGUAUGUGACAACACUUGCAUGAUAAGAUACGGAGAUGGCAAACUACUGUCCAAGUGCACAUUAUUCACCAGACGCAAUCUGGGGGCGAGACAACUUAUCCCGUGACGACAACAGCAACAAUGUCUUCUGUCACGGUGACAACUUCUCCAAAAGUUCAGAGUUCAAUAACAUCUGCAACAACAUACCCGAUGACUCAUCAACAUGUAUCAACACCAAAAUCAACACAUCUUGUAACGUCAAAACAGAAUUCAUCAACGUUGUCUCAAAACAAUACGAUACAACAAACAAUGGCGACAUCAUUGCAGAAGUCAGCGGCAACAUCUCCCGUGGCGUACCCUGUAGUACCAAAAGCAACUCCUCGCUGGUCCUUUGUCACUCUUCCUGUUGGAAGACGACGAUAACUAAUACACAUUAAACUGUAACCAAUUCAUUUCACGAAGAGAGUUAUUGAAUAGGUAAAUAUUUCCAGUAACAUGCAAGGUGAAGAUAACGAACAGUGAUCAAUCUCAUAACUCCUACAAGCAAUACAAAAUAGAUAGUUGGGCAAACACGGACCCCUGGACACACCAGAGGUGGGAUCAGGUGCCUAUGAGGAGUAAGCAUCCCCUGUCAUAUGGUACUUUGAUCUUCUAAUGGCAAAAUGUGACCUCAAAAGGAUAAUAGGCAAAGAUAUUUGAAUGCCAUCUCAACCAAACGCUCUGAGAAAUACAUUAAGGAGUAACUACAUCGACACAAUGGCUGAUUUCCUUUUUAAACAUGAAUGAAAAUAUGAAAAACAGCAAUAUUUGUAUAUUCCUUUUAAAUAUAAUCGCUCGGGUACAUGUAGCUCAGUCGGUUAACAUGUUGAUUGCUUAAAAGAAAAAAAAAUACCCUGUCGACUGCUGAUCUGCAGAUCGCGGGUUCGAGUCUAGCAAUUUUUUCUCUUUUUCAGAUUACUUUCUUCUAAAACUGGUUUUUUGAUUAAUAAAGUGUAACGUGUU